Messenger RNA from Arabis nemorensis, 165 nucleotides. The record is from the annotation of a GenBank genome assembly. Lineage: Eukaryota; Viridiplantae; Streptophyta; Magnoliopsida; Brassicales; Brassicaceae.
AUGGUUCCAAGUAGAGGACAAGCUGCUCUGCUUACAGAAGCUUAUUACUGGAAAAAGGCGUGGAGGAAAGAGGAGAUUAAAGUGAAGAUGUUGGUGGGAGAAGAACGGAAAUUGAGUCAAUGGCUUGUGGAGCAUCCGUAUUUGAACAAGUCCUCUUCUAUGUAG